AUGGCAAAGACGAGACACAAGAACAUGAAAAAAGAGGGAGGGCGCGUCAUGCUUGACACCACCUUCCAACAGCUGAGCCGCGUGCAACUGCAGCUUGAGGGGAAUGCCGGUGCGAAGCUGGGCGGCAACGGCUAUGGCAGGCAGUACGUGGACACGGCUGGUCGCGCUAUCGGCAAUUACGCAGAGGCCACGUCUGGCGGCCAAUCGACCUUCUCAUGGCUCCCGCAGGGCAGCCCUCUCUAUGUCAAACUCCCGGCGGACCAUCUUCCCGACUUCAAUCCCUCUGAGCUGAUCGGCGAUGGCUUCGACGGCCUCCCGUGUGUCGUGCGGUACUACACUUUCGGCCACCGCGAGUGCCAGCGUGUGCUCCGUGCGGCCAAGCACAUGGGCAGCGGCCGCAUCGAGGUCCGUUAUGGCCUGUCGAACCCCGCGGUAGAAGGCAAUGUCUGCUCCACGCUGUUCGUGCGCGUGAGGGGGCGGGAUCUGCUGGCGUUUCUGCGGGAGACCUAUGCGACAGUGAAUGGGGAGGGGGGUGGGAGUGGUGUUGUCAAUGUUGAGAUCGCUAAGGCCCACAACUGGCCAGUCCAAUCCCACAGGCGGUGGGGCCAGCGUUAGUGAGGGUGAGCGAGUCGUUAGCUGGCUGUGCCUCAAUAGCGGGCAGGCAGAUGGACAGUGAAUGGGGAUGAAUGGCACUUUUUCG
Vitrella brassicaformis is the source of this 700-nucleotide messenger RNA. Lineage: Eukaryota; Vitrellaceae. The record is from the annotation of a GenBank genome assembly.